Solea solea (common sole) is the source of this 4828-nucleotide messenger RNA. RefSeq names its product tetratricopeptide repeat domain 13 (gene ttc13). The coding region runs from base 255 to 2735 and encodes 826 amino acids. The record is from RefSeq and is a predicted model, not a curated record. Gene Ontology annotation, molecular function: protein binding. The transcript has 23 exons. NCBI's taxonomy places the organism in Eukaryota, Metazoa, Chordata, Actinopteri, Pleuronectiformes, Soleidae.
AGGCAGGCGUCUAAGAUUUUAAUAUGAAAGGACAAACGGAAACGUCUCAUUCUAUUGUCUGAUCUGGAAAACGUGACGUCGGAAAGACCGGUUUGACAGCCGUAGUGCAUGCCGGGUCUUGUAGUGUCGUCUAUUCCAGUCUGGUUUUAAUGGUAACCGCUGGCUCGCGCGCAGCUCGCCCUCGUCUGUUCAGUUUUGCAGCAGCGCUUCCGUGCUCUGUGGCCGGCGUGACGUCACCCACGUAGAGCAACAACAUGGCCCCUGUUAGCCGGGCUGUGGUUGUUGCGGCGCUCUCGCUGCUCUGCCUGAGCCGAGUCGCCCUCUCCACCGAGUUCUUCUCCACGCUGACGCUGUUCAACAGCGACCUCCACAAGCAGGGAUGCAGCUCGCUGUCCGAGUGGGAAGAGUACGCGGCCGACUGCGAGUCUUCAAUUCUACAGUUAGAAGAUCCAGACUGCGAGGAGGGAAGUAACCCGCCCUGUGAGUCGGUCUUCUCGCUGAACGCAGAGAAAAUCCUGAAUCAGGCCAAGUUGUUUAUAGAACAGAAAAAAAUCCCCUUCCCCGUAGUCAACCACAACACAAACGAAGAACUCGCUAUAGGCUACGUUCUGAUAGGCAACGGCCUUUAUGAUGAGGCCAUCAAACACUUCUCGCUCUUACUGCAAGGAGACCCAGAGCUGGUCAGUGCCAUUUAUGGGAGAGGGAUAGCCUACGGGAAGAAAAGUCUUCAGGAUAUAAAGAACGCUGACUUGGCUUUGUACGAGCUGAACAGGGUCAUCACGCUGGAGCCAAACUGGCCCGAGGUUUACGAACAGAGAGCAGAGAUCCUGUCUCCUCUGGGUCGUAUCAGCGAGGCUCUGGGCGAUCUGACCAAAGCCAUCCAGCUGCAGCCGUCGGCUCGACUCUACAGACACAGAGGAACGCUGCUUUUCAUCUCCGAGGACUACGUGGCAGCUAUGGAAGACUUUCAGCAGUCUUUGGAGCUGAAGAAGAGUCAACCCAUCGCCAUGCUGUACAAGGGCCUCACCUUCUUCCACCGAGGAAUGCUCAAGGAAGCCAUCGAGACAUUCAAAGAAGCGUUAAAGUUGAAGGCUGACUUCAUAGAUGCGUAUAAGAGCCUCGGACAAGCUUACAGAGAGUUGGGGGAUUUUGAGUCAGCAAUGGACAGCUUCCAGAAAGCCCUCCUGUUGAACCAGAACCACAUCCAGUCUCUCCAGCUGCGAGGCAUGAUGCUCUACCACCACGGCUCGCUGCAGGCGGCCAUCGGCAGCUUCAAGAGGUGUCUUCAGCUGGAGCCCUAUAACGAGGUGUGUCAGUACAUGAAGGGGUUGAGUCACGUGGCCAUGGGGCAGUUCUACGAGGGCAUCAAAGCUCAGACUAAAGUCAUGCUCAACGAUCCGCUGCUGGGUCAGAAGGCCAGCUCUGAAUACCUCAAAGUGAAAUACCUCCGAGAAUACUCGCGCUACCUGCACUCCCACCUGGACAUCGCUGUGGCCGAGUACAACGUGGACCAGGAUUUACCGGGCAACUUCAAGAACCACUGGGCCAAGAACCUGCCUUUCCUCAUUGAAGACUACGAGGAGCAGCCCGGCCUGCAGCCACAUAUCAAGGACGUGCUGCCUCAGAUCUUUGACAGCUACAGCAGCGAGGUGCAGAAACUGAUAUGCACAGCCGACCACCUGGGGGCGCUGAUGCAGUACGACACUCCCGGGUUCCUGCCCAACAAGAGAAUACACAGAGCAAUGGGUUUAGCAACUCUGGAGGUCAUGCAGGCCAUGCAUCGCACGUGGAGCAACUCCAAAGUGCGAGUGAACGGCAAGACGCGGCAAAUGCAGUGGAGGGACAUGUUUGACAUAGCUGUUAAAUGGAGGAGGAUCGCAGAUCCAGAUCAGCCGGUCCUCUGGUUAGACCAGAUGCCUGCCAGGAGUCUCAGUCGUGGCUUCAACAAUCAUAUCAAUCUCAUCAGGGGACAGAUUAUAAACAUCAGAUACCUGGCAUACUUUGACAACAUCCUCGACUUUAUCAAAGACAGAAUACUGGUGUACCAUGGAGCCUACAACCCCAGAGGUUUACUCGAGGUCCGCCAGGCUCUCGAGAACGUCAACAAAGUAGAAGACCUUUUGCCGAUAAUGAAGCAGUUCAACAGUAAAACCAGAGAUGGCUUCACGGUCAACUCCAAGGUGCCGAGCAUGAAGGAUCAUGGGAAAGAGUACGACGGCUUCACCAUCACCAUCACUGGAGACAGGGUGGGCAACAUGUUGUUCUCCGUGGAGACUCAGACGACAGAAGAGCGCACGCAGCAGUACCAGUCAGAGAUAGAGUCCAUUUAUAAAGACAUCACUGCCAAAGGAAAAGCUUUAAUGCUGUCCACUGAACUCGGGGAUGCAGACGCCUUGUGCAACCUCGUCCUCUCCUUGAUUUAUUAUUUCUGCAACCUCAUGCCUCUCUCCAGAGGAUCCAGUGUGGUGGCUUACUCGGUUGUGAUGGGCGCACUGAUGGCCAGUGGCAAAGAGGUCGUCGGCCGGAUUCCUAAAGGAAAGCUGGUGGAUUUUGAAGCCAUGACCACGCCCAGUCCUGACAGCUUCAGUAAAACAGCAAAGGGCUGGAUGAAUCUUAAAAGUUUACCGAGCUGGUACCAGAGUCUUCCGUCUGUAGCAGAGACUUUCCCGUCGACCAGGACGAUGAUCGAGGUUCUCAAUACAGACUCAUUCUCACACUGUCCAAAGAAAUCUUAACAAAACUUCCACACGUGAGACACAUGUCGGUUCAGGGAAGUCUUAAAAGAUAAUAACAACAACAAUAAUAAUAAUUUUCUCCACUGGACAGAACUACAGGACUGUCUUCUUCUUCUUCUGUAACCCCCAAACAAAGCUGGUCUCAUCUCUUCAUUAAUGUCCUUUGUUUUUAUGUUAACUUAAAGAAAAUCCUCAAAUAAAACUUAAAGACAGAAGAGGCCUUUGCUCUUAAUAAUAAGCAUUAUUUGGUUUUCAAAAAAACACUUCCUGUUUUCUUCUCUGUCAUCUCUCAGUCAACUUAAAUUGUUUUAAGUAUAUUUUUUUCCCUGUAAAGUCCAAAAAAAAGCUGCAGUUGGCGAGACAUUUCUUUCUAAAGUUGAUAUUUAAUGCAGUCUAUGAAUGCACUGAAGACUAGGACAUAAAUAUAUAGUAUAUACAUAUAGUAUAUACAUGUCCAUAUAGUAUAUACAUGACUAAAAAAAGCAUUUAAAAGGCGGAAAUCAGAUUAUUUUUAAGUGAAAACUAAUCUCUGCUCUCUGCUGCAGCAGUUUGGAUGCUGUGUGGACACUCACUUUUAGAAGAUGGCAAACUAUCGUGACCCAAAUCACCACAAAAAUGUGAGAAGAGUCACCUUUUGCCAAAUAUAGUGACUAAUUUACACCCAUAUCUGUCAAAAGCUAAUAUCAUUUUGGUUUUUUUACAUGUAAUUUAAAGUAUAUAUAUAUAUGUAUAUGUAUAUAUAUACAAAACUACGCAAACAGAGCUGAAAAUUUAAUCUGUGAGGUAUUUUUUGGGGCAGCUUUGACGUGAAAUCUUUGUUUUUCCACAGUUGGGCUCUUUUUGAAAGAUGACAGAGAAGAUUAAAGCAGGAUUUUUUUUGGGCUGCAGACCUGGUUCUGUCCUCCCUUUCUCUGUCUCUCUCUGCUUCAUCGUCCUCAAACACAAAGCACAAAGAUUAAUCUCACGAGCCGUCGUCAUGAACAAUCACAGACGAGACACAAUCCCUUUUAGUUUGAAUGUCGCGCCUUCAUUUCUUAACAUGAGUUUUUUUUUUUUGUUUUUUUUUUUAAAUUAACCAGUGUUGUGCUCACACACACAGCCCAGAUUAUCAUCAGAGAGAGCGUUCAGGGAUUAUUAAAAUAUAUGAAACUAAACCUUCAGGGCUUUUUUUUUUCUUUCUUUUUUUUUUUAUUGCUCACGGGAAACUUGAAGCUGUCUCUUGUUUUGUUAUUUUGUUUCCUCAGCGCUCACAUGAAGUAAUGACUUCUCUUUUAAAGGUCGCUGAACCCUGUUUAUUUUAACGUGACCAAUGAUUGGCUCGGUGUAAACUAAGUUAAACUUUAAAUCGGCUGUCAGAGAUUUUAGAGAACAAUCGGGAGAUUUAUUUGUUGCUUCUUUACUUGAAAGAUCAGAAAACAAGUAAUAAAUCCACAAAAACAUAUGAAACAUGUCAGGUUUAAUUUUUCCUCGCUUUUGAGGCAAAAAUGUCAUUGUAGGACAAUUUCUUGCUUAUGUUUGACAUAUUUUCUGUUAAAUAUACGCAUUUAAACGACAGAAAGCGAAGAAAAUGACAGAUUAUCCUGGCAAUUUAAAUUAAAACGGAGCUAUAUUUACGUAGAGUUUAUGAAAAGAAAGAGGUAAAGGAGCAGUAACAAAUAAAAAAAAAACUAAUCAUUUUAUGCUCAUUUACACACAAACCUUUCACUUUUAUUAAAAUUGUUUGUUUUUAAAUUUACUGCCAUUCCCACAUUUUACAUUUUAAAAUUUGAACAUUUUAUUUCAAGAAAGAAGCCACAGAAUUAAAUCUCCUGAUUCUUCUCUGUUUGUUUGUACGAAGCAAUAUUUUUGGGAGAAAAUAAUUUUUUUUUAUCUGAGGCCGAGUCAGUGUCGUAAAAAUAUGAAUAUGGAGCAGAAAUCGUAUGAAGAAGCAUUGAAAAUUCUCACGGAGACUUUUCAUUUAGCAAUAUAACACAAUUUGAAUGUAUACAAAAUAUUCCUGAUACUGUUGAUUAAAUCUGGCCUGGUGGAAUUAUCUAUUUUUAACGUUUACAUGCUCGUCAAAGUGUCCGAUAUUGAAGCUACGCUGGUGCAAA